Molecule: messenger RNA, 542 nt
Organism: Tribolium castaneum (red flour beetle)
Lineage: Eukaryota; Metazoa; Arthropoda; Insecta; Coleoptera; Tenebrionidae
Gene: ND-B17.2
Product: NADH dehydrogenase (ubiquinone) B17.2 subunit
Exons: 3
Coding region: 78-503 (141 amino acids)
Biological process (GO): mitochondrial respiratory chain complex I assembly; response to oxidative stress
Cellular component (GO): membrane
Source: RefSeq, a predicted model, not a curated record
AUAUCAAGCGAUUGGUGACGGUUGGCGGCCCUACAAUUUGACAUUUGUGUCUUGUACCCAAAUAAAAAAGCCAAAAAAUGGCAAAAUUCCUCGGAAUUGACAAGGUUCUCUCGGUCCUUAAUAUAGUUAAAGAGAAUGGGGGCCUUAGAGCCUCCCUGUACAAAAUGUUCAGAAUGGACGAAUUAAAAGUAGGCACUUUGGUGGGAACCGACAAGUACGGGAAUAAAUAUUACGAAAACAAGCGGUUUUUCUAUGGCAGGAACCGCUGGAUCGAGUACGCACCAUAUUACCAUUUGGACUAUGACGGUAGUCAAGUACCAGCUGAGUGGUUUGGUUGGUUGCAUUACAAAACCGACUUGCCACCAGACCAGGAACCUUUCAGACCUAAGUACAAGUGGAUGCUAGACCAUACAGAGAAUUUGAGUGGCACUCCGGGCCAGUAUAUGCCGUAUUCGACGACCAGGCCCAAGAUCGAGCCUUGGAUUCCAACAAAAAGAUGUUAAUUUGUAAAAUUGUGUAAUAAAGUGUGUAAUUAGCUGUUA